Coffea arabica (coffee) is the source of this 1360-nucleotide messenger RNA. NCBI's taxonomy places the organism in Eukaryota, Viridiplantae, Streptophyta, Magnoliopsida, Gentianales, Rubiaceae. The record is from RefSeq and is a predicted model, not a curated record.
ACGGACCUACAUACAACAGUUUUGAAUUUUUUUUUUGGGUAGGUUAUACAACAAUUUUGAUUUGUCGAAACUCAGUAGACAAAUCCUCACUUGAUCAAUAAUGGAGUCCUCUUCAUCUUCUCUAUCUUCCUCAGCUUCUCUAUUCCCACCAUUCUCUCCCUCCCUUUGGGGCUACAUCAUCUUAUACAUCCUCCGCCCCUUUCUCGCCAUACUCUUUGCCCUCUCUGUAUUACUUUUUGGGUGGUUUUUGGCGUGGAAGCUGGUGCUUGUUCAUGUCCCGUUGGUGCAAGAGAUCUUUGGUUUGCGUAAGAAACCGGUCAAGGCCAAACCCGAGAAUCGCCGGCGACUCACGAAGUUCUACAACAGCAUUGAUGCCCGAAAUUCAGCUUCUUGAUGUGGGCUUCUGGGAUACUCCACUGACUGAUCAUUGUGAGUUCUAUCUCACAGAUUGCAGCAUCCAGGUCAUCAUUUGCAUUGGUAGGUUCUAUUAGAAAUUAGUGGGAGGAGAAUUCUUAAUGUUAGGCAAGAGAGUUUUGUCCUAUGGUUCUAAAUUUUUUUUACGUGUAAUGACAUACAGGGUCCACUUGUGCAACUUGUGCAUGAGAAAAAGAAGAGCUUUCUUUGAAAGAGAUUGCUGUAGUUUAUGGUUUAGAAAGUAAAUAAGUUGAUAAAUACUUGUAAAGGAAUAUAUUAAAGUUGGAUAGAAAAUUGUUAGAAAAUUUAGAAGGAAGGCAAUUGAUACUGUACCUUUUGAUAAGAUCUUAGUGCCAGGGGAAGAGCUUUUAUCAAGGUUUCUGGCCAAGGUUGCUGAGUUUCGAUUCUGGUGAGGAAGUUAUCAGGCAAAAGUACUUCUGGGAAGUUUUCUCCAUUGUAUGCUUGAUUCUAUAAGAAAUUUUAGCAGGUCUUCAAUUGAAGGAGCAAUGAAUUUAUGGGAGCUUCUACAGUACAUUUUAGGUAUCAUACCCAAACUUUUUAAUUAAUCGGACGAUAUUUAGGAACAUUAUUGGUUGUUAGAUUUGAUAAAGUACAAUAACAGGAUGAUGUAGACUAAAGCAUAUAAUCCUCAUAAUUGUAAACUGGUUCCGGUCCAGAUUUCCUGUUCCUUUGAGUUUGAACUUGGGCAAUCUCCUCCAUCGUAUAUCCCAGAGUGCCACUGUGAUUAUCUUCUGCUCUCUUUUAAUCCUUGUUCAGAUGUUGUAAUUAGCCAAAAUUUGUUUUCAUAUGAAGUUUCUCAAUCCCAUUGUCUUGUUUCCUCUUUCCUUCUUAGUAUUCUACUGGUGUAUUGAUAUGUAUUGAUUCACUCCUCUAGUUUUAGUUUUUAGUUUGGGAUUUGGUACUGUGAUCCCCAUUUUUUUUUCCA